AUGCCCGCACUGAGACGACCUGCGAUCGGCAUUGACUUGGGCACCACAAAGUCCUGCGUUGGUCUCUUCCAGGAUGGCAAGGUGGAAAUCAUUAGCAACAAGCAGGGCCUUCGCACCACCCCUAGCUGCGUGGCCUUCACCGAGACAGGGCGGCUGAUGGGUGAAGAAGCCAAGAACCAGGCAGCCCUCAACUCCCCCAACACAGUGUUCAGUGCCAAGCGCUUGCUUGGCCAGGCAUACGAAGACGCAGCUGUGCUGAAGGACACAGACUUCUGGCCCUUCCAGGUGGUGAAAGCUGAGGGGAAUUCACAAGUGCAGGUGUCCUACAAGGGAGCAGAGAAGUCCUUCUUCCCCGAGGAGAUCUUAGCCAUGAUUCUGGGUAACCUGAAGGAGAUGGCUGAGGACUACCUGGGACAACCUGUCACUCAUGCGAUCGUCACUGUGCCAGCUUACUUCAACGACUCCCAGCGCCAAGCCACUAGAGAUGCCGGGGUAAUUGCUGGCAUCAGUGUGCUGAGGAUCCUCAAUGAGACAACGGCAGCAGCCCUGGCCUACAGCCUCCAUCACCCCGACAACAGAGAGCGCAAUGUCCUCAUCUUUGAUAUGGGUGGGGGGGGCGUCAAUGUCUCGGUCUUCACUAUAGACAGGGGGAUUGUGGAGGUGAAAGCCACAGCUGGGGACAGUCACCUGGGAGGUGAUGAUUUUGACAACUGUUUGGUGAGCUUCUUCAUGGAUGAAUUUUUAAAGAAGCAUCGCGAGAACAUCAGCCAGGACAGACGUGCUGUUUGGAGGCUCAGGACAGCCUGUGAGGCGGUCAAACAGACCCUCUCCUCCAGCAAGAAAGCCACCAUCAGUGUGGACUGCCUCUACAAAGGGAUCAACUUGCAGGCAGACAUCACGCGAGCCCAGUUUGAGCACCUGUGCGCCAACCUCUUCCAAAGGGUGCUGGAGCUGCUGGAGAGGGUCCUCCAGGAUGCCAAGCUGAGCCAGACCCAGAUAGAUGAUGUAGUUGUGGUUGGUGCCUCCACUCGCAUCCCCAGGAUGCUGCAGAUCCAGUGCCUGAAUGCAGAUGAAGCUGUGGCCAGCGGGGCAGCCAUUCAGGCUGCCAUCCUGAUGGAGGGCAGAUCAGAGGUGGCCAGAAACCUGCUUGCUCUCGACAUAGCGUCUGUGUCAAUGGGAAUUGAAACAGCCGCCGGGAGGAUGCAUGGGCUGGUCAAGCGCAACACCGCCAUCCCCACUGUGGUGACGCGGAUCUUCACCACCUUCCAUGACCACCAACCUGAUCUCCUCAUCUGCGCUUAUGAGGGGGAGAGGGCCAUCGCUAAAGAAAACCAUCUGCUGGGCCAUUUCCUCUUGAAGGGCCUUUCCCCAGCACCUCGUGGCACGACCUUGUUGGAGGUGACAUUUUACAUCGACGCGGACGGCAUCCUGAGCGUCUUCGCCCUGGACAAGGUCACGGGAAACACAAACCCAAUCGCCGUGAAUGCCAAAAAGGGACGACUGAGCAAGGAGGAGAUCCUGAGGUUAGCAGAGGACCAUGAGAAAUAUCGAGCAGAGGACAGGGCCCAGAAGUGGAAGCUGGCCACCAAGAACUACCUCCAGUCCUGUGCUUUCAGCAUGAAGCGGACCUCAGAAGACAUCUUGAACUACUUCACACUGCAGGCCAAGAAGAAGAUGGUAGAAAAAUGCCAGCAGGCCUUUUCCUGGUUGAGUCCAGCUGCAUGGCUGAAGAGGAGGCGGUCAGGAGCAAUAAAAAUGGUCUCCGGGGACUCCAUGCGAGGGUUUAAAUCCCUCAAAAACAACACAACAGGUAUCAACAAGAAAAGAUCAAAGCUGGUCAUCACCACCUGUAGCUGGACCUUGCAGCUCACCCAGACCACCACCAUCAUCGACCCCUAG
Struthio camelus australis is the source of this 1899-nucleotide messenger RNA. Its product is annotated as heat shock 70 kDa protein 1A. Gene Ontology annotation, cellular component: vesicle; plasma membrane; cytoplasm. Gene Ontology annotation, molecular function: ubiquitin protein ligase binding; ATP binding; ATP-dependent protein folding chaperone. Lineage: Eukaryota; Metazoa; Chordata; Aves; Struthioniformes; Struthionidae. The record is from RefSeq and is a predicted model, not a curated record.